AUGGGGCUCGAGGUCCAGAAGAAGUAUCGGAUAGACAAGAUGAGGUUCGGCAUCGACAACGAGACAAUCGCCUCGACCCUGGCGAUAGACGUCAAUGACAUUUCCCAGUACUCUCCCUUUUCGUUCGAUGCGGUCUAUGCGUUCAUCGUGGCCAUCAAUGGGCUCCUGCACAAGGGGCUUUCUGUCGCAGAGAUCAAGGGCAAAGUGCUGUUGGAUGAGCUCCAGGCCUCGAACUUCUCGGGCAUUUCCGGUGAUGUGGAGUUUGAUGAGAAGGGUGAUCGGCUGACGCAAUAUAACCUGCUCAACAUCCAGCAGAAUGGGAAUUCCACAGAGAUGGUGUUGGUGGCAGUCUUCAGUGCUUCCACGAGGAGUUUCGCCUUUAAGCAGAUGCCGGUGUGGAUGGACGGUAACCGUUCGGAAGAGCCAAUCCACCUCUUCGAUUGCGACCCAGGCUUCUACCAGGAGGACGACUCCAAGCUAUGCAGGAAGUGCCCUCGCGGGAUGCAGUGCGCUGGAGGACUCGACACUUUUCAGCCCUGCCGACCAGGAACCUUUGCCAACGCAACGGGCAUGCAGCAGUGUAUGCCAUGUCCGCAGGGCUCGUUUGCCCCAGACGCGGGUUCUGCACAAUGCAGUGCAUGCCGCCCGGGCAGCGAAGCGCCUGAGACAG
Messenger RNA from Symbiodinium sp. CCMP2456, 670 nucleotides. NCBI's taxonomy places the organism in Eukaryota, Dinophyceae, Suessiales, Symbiodiniaceae. The record is from the annotation of a GenBank genome assembly.